This is a messenger RNA of Mesocricetus auratus (golden hamster), 798 nucleotides long. It is a transcript of the gene Mrpl22, whose product is annotated as mitochondrial ribosomal protein L22. Gene Ontology annotation, cellular component: mitochondrial large ribosomal subunit; ribosome. The coding region runs from base 56 to 727 and encodes 223 amino acids. The record is from RefSeq and is a predicted model, not a curated record. Gene Ontology annotation, molecular function: structural constituent of ribosome. Lineage: Eukaryota; Metazoa; Chordata; Mammalia; Rodentia; Cricetidae. Gene Ontology annotation, biological process: translation; ribosome assembly. The transcript is spliced from 7 exons.
GUCUCCAUGACAACGCAUUCAGAAUUUCCGGGUUGGGGCUGGCCCCGGACUACGCAUGCGUGCAGUCAGUCGGUGUUGGAACUCCGGGGCUUCCGUAGAGCCAAACAUGGCCGCUGCAGUGCUGCGAGAGUUGGGUGCACUGUGGGUACCUAACCUGAGGACCUGGGCAACGCAGACGCUGCGAGUCUUACCCCAAUCAUGUAUCCAUACAAGUGCUUCUCUUGAUGUUUCUCAAAGAUGGGAGAAGAAGAAUAAAAUUGUUUACCCACCACAACUGCCUGGUGAACCUCGGAGACCAGCAGAAAUUUACCAUUGUAGGAGACAAAUAAAAUACAGCAAGGACAAGAUGUGGUAUCUGGCAAAAUUGAUACGAGGCAUGUCCAUCGAUCAGGCUUUGGCUCAGUUGGAGUUCAAUGAUAAAAAGGGAGCUCAGAUAAUUAAAGAGGUACUCUUAGAAGCCCAAGACAUGGCAGUGAGAGAACAUAAUGUGGAAUUCAGAUCCAACUUAUAUGUAGCGGAGUCUACCUCAGGCCGAGGCCAGUGCCUGAAGCGCCUCCGUUAUCAUGGCCGAGGUCGCUUUGGCAUCAUGGAGAAGGUCUAUUGCCACUAUUUUGUGAAGCUGGUGGAAGGACCCCCACCCCCACCUGAAGCACCCAAGACUACAUUUGACCAUGCGAAGGAGUAUAUUCAGCAACUCCGAAGCCGGACAAUCAUCCACACUCUGUGAUGGUCAUUCUAUCUCUCUCCACAGUGUUUAUAUUUUACAUUUAUUUUAAAAAGUAAAACAAAUGGUUUUUA